AUGCGGACGAUUCGCAAGUGUUGCUCAACACCACCAUGGCUGGCUACCAGGGACCUAAAAGGCACACCACUCUCUUACGCCCAGAAGUUGUAUCUCGUGAGACAAAUUAGAGAUCACCCUGUGGUACACACGAAACCUUCAAACUACACUAGUAUACUGGAGAGAAAAGCCGCGUGGGAGACAAUAACUAAGAACUUCAAUGUAUGUUUCUCCACGGCGGAGCCCAAGAAUACUCAUCAGCUGAAGAAGACUUGGGAGUACUUAAAGAAUAAAGUGAAGAAGGAUCACAGCAGGUACAUCCGGGAAACCCAUCAGACUGGUGGUGGGCCACCACCAGCCCCACCAAAACCAGCUGAUGAGGUAACGCUGAUUGUACAGCUGAUCCUUAAUAAUAGGCUGCCAGUACCUGACGACAUCUUUGAUAGUGAAUUUGUAGAAGCAUGCGUACUGGCCCGACUCAAUUCCACAGCACUGGAAUGUGCUGACACACCUGAAGCUGCAGGACAGCAGCCAGCACAAGAUCUGGUCUUGGACAACCCUGGCAGUCCACUUAUCAUCAGGAGUGAGGACUGUGAACUUAUAGAUGCGGAAGAUGAUGUGGACCUCCCAGGUGCUAGAACCUCCGCUCAUCCUGUACUAAAAAAAGGCACCUGCUCUGCUCGCAGCAGUAGUGCCACAGCUGCCACCCAAAACCAGUCCUUCACAGGACGAAAGAGGAAGGCAGCAGAAAGCAAAUCUGCUGCUUAUGGCAGGUGUGCCAAGCAGCAGAAACACUUUCGUGAUGAACUGGCCUCAACAUUUGAGGCCCUUGCUGCAAAAGCGGCGACAACGCUGGACAGCGUAGCUUCUGCUGCCGAUAAAAUUGGGUCGGCGGCAGACAGAAUGGCAUCUGCUGCAGAGAGAAUUGCUGCAGCCCUUGAAAGGGUAGCUGGUAUACACCAACCACUACCAUAAGGUACCACUGAAGAAAAUAAAAAUAAAGAAUAACUUGAAGUGUA
Molecule: messenger RNA, 998 nt
Organism: Portunus trituberculatus (swimming crab)
Lineage: Eukaryota; Metazoa; Arthropoda; Malacostraca; Decapoda; Portunidae
Exons: 5
Coding region: 1-954 (317 amino acids)
Source: RefSeq, a predicted model, not a curated record